GUAAAGAAAGGACAUAUCUUCAGCUGAAGUGUAAAAUUAACGUUUUGUUAAUGUGAAGUUUCUAAACUUUAUCAAACUUCACCUUUCCGAUGCAGUAUUCGUAAAUAUCUGACCGUAAAAUUGUACACAUGCUUCAUCUAAGUACGUCGUUUGAUCUGGAAAGAGAUGUGAUUUCAAGCAUUUUGGGAAAGGAAGAGGCGGCGUGGAAAAAUGAAGAAACUGCCUGUAUUGACCCGCGGAUUCUCAACGUUGAGAGAGAUGGAGGUGUCCUGUAUUCGUGGAGAGGGGCAACUGGGACCACCAGAAUUGGGAAAUAUGAUCCCCAAACGAAACAGAAUAAGCUCCUCUAUACUUUUGACAAUCAAGUGUGUGUAAGCAGCUGCUCUUUGAAUAAAGAGGAGUCUCUACUAGCUGUCAGUCUGACACAGGUGUCAAGGGGAAUAGAACAACUGAAACCAGUUUCCAAAUGUCUGACUCUUCUCAUUGAGAUUCAUCCAAUCAACAACACUAAGGUUCUGAAGGCUGUGGACUGUAUGGUCAAAGUGCAGUUUCUCUAUCCUCACACAUCCAGGAGCUCUGUGCUGGAGAGUCACUUGCUGCUGGUGGCAGAGGAUGGCUAUGUGGAUCAGUACCACAUAACACUGGUGAAGCAGGAGGGCUACAGAAUGGUGAUGCUUAACCCAGAGAAACUGGCCAAAGACAGAGUGGUAGAGGAUUGUACUUGGGUGCAAUGGGACGCACACUCUCAGAGACUCUUCUACAUCACCACCAGAGAGAAACACGUACUUAAAUGUGCACAGUUUUUCCCUGAUCGCAACUGUGAAACUGUGUUCGAGCUGCUCCUGGAGCUACCUGGUAAUCUUUUCACCUCUGUGAGGUUUGUAAACUUUGGAUAUGAUCAUUACCAAAAACUGAUGAAUGAUGGAACCAAACUGGUGGUCUUCACAGACAAAACAGAGAGGACCAUGUGUGUGUGCUACAGCCAUCCCAUGGGGAAGAAAAAAGAAGUCACGUACACUAUUGCGUUUGUGCACCGAGGAUGUAGUAAGACCUUCACAGUCGUUCUGGAGCAUGACAUCAUGUCGUCUAAACUCAAACUCCAACCACUCUUUAUUCACCUCGGUUAUUAUGUGGUGGUGUAUCUGAAGGGUCACUUCCUGCACUUGAUCAAUACGAGACAGCAGGACCUCCUCUGCUACAGUCUCUUCCUGUCAGGAGCAGAUGCUUUCCUGGAUCAUGUGGGGGAAGACAGCAUGGUUCUCACAUUGCCUGGCUGCAGGCUGAUGGAUGUGCGUGCAGGCAGGAUGUACACAGUUGAUCUUGAUCCUUCCUUCCUGCUGGAGCUUCUUGGCCCGUCCAGACCAGAGGCCCAGCGGCUCGCUGCUCUUCACUGCAUGCUGGUCUACCUCGGGCCGAACCCCGAACUGGAACUGAAGAUCAUUGACUGGAUCAGCGAUAAUGUGAUGAGCUUUGACGCCUUCGAUCAAAUUCAGGAAUUUAUUCUGGCGUCCCUGUAUCGCAUAAGCUACCAGCAGUCUCUCAGUUUGGAUAAAGUGCUGCCCUAUUCUUCAGUUUUUGAGAGAAAGGAGCUGCCCGUAGCCCUGACUGCAAUCCCUGGAGUCAAGUGCACCCCUGAACUACUGCCGCAACCUGUUUUCAAAGGGAAGGCCAGAAAUCUUCAGGGUUAUUGGGAGGAGUUGCAGUGGAUCACAGACAGGAUGAAAUAUUUUGAGGCAGUGCCAAACCCUCGCUACAGAACUUCUGGUAUCCAAAACGACUGGACCAAACUUCUAUCAACACUGAGGUCAGAAAAAAAGAAAUCUCCCAUCCCUCGACCGAUAGAAGAAAAUGCCAAAAAAGUUUUAUCCAUGGUAGAUACCUGGUGUUUGGAUAAGCGGGUUGUUCCACUGUUCCAGGAGGAGGACCAGCAGCAGAGGGUUCUGAUUGGCCUGAUGGUGGACAAGCUGAGGGAACACGUGAACCGCCAUCUUCCUCGCCUGGGGAAGAAGAAGAUUGACAUGCUGGUUGUGAAUUACGUGGCAAAGUUGCUGGAGCUAGUCAGACACAUGCUGGAGUCAGUGUGGUUGAAGUACAAGCUGGGACCUGAGGCGCUGUUCUUGAAACAGCCGAGUAGCUCCGCUGAGUGGGCUGUGUGUCACAUGAUGUGCCGCAUUCUGGAAGCCACCAAAGGCCUGUGCCUUCCCCUUCCACCUGGGUAUUCCACUCUUUUGACUGUGCUGGGAGUGCGUUGUCUUCCUCACCAUACUUUCCUGCAGUACGUGGACCAUGGCCUUUUACAGCUCACAGAGCCCUUUGUCACUCGUCUAAUGACAGAUUUGGAUAACAGUGAUGCCAAUGAAGAGCUGAAGUUCAGUAUUCUGAAGAGGCUUCCUGAGCACAUGGAGCAGAGAGUGUGUCAGCUCUGGGAUCAUCCCAUUAGUUCAGCCUGCAUCUCUAGGGACUAUGUCCAAACCCUGCUGGACAGACAGGCCAAAAACAAGGGUUCAGUGCUGGGGGACACAGACAAAACAUGCCUCUGGCCAGAGUUCCUUCCUCUCACUUACCUUACAAAAACUCUCUCCAGUGCAGAAGAACAAGCUCUGAAUCCAUUUGAGGAGCAGGAGAAUGUGGAUGCCAGGUUUGUGGAGGAAACAGCACUAAAGCAGACGUCAAUCAAGAUAGGGUUUGAAGUCAAAUAAGACUUAAUAAUGAGACAAAUAAAUCAGAGAGAAAGUAAGAAAGAGAAGGAAAAGCAUAAACAGAUAAACAGGCGUGGCUUCUCUUGAAGAUAUGAGGAAAAGUAUUUAACCAAAAAAGUAACUGUGGGAGAUGGUCCCUAGCAGAGGGUAGUUAGAGAUGAGAGGAAGCUUUCAGGAUCUUAGCUGUACGUAUAUGUAUGUGAGUCCUGUGGAAGGAGAGAGCAAGUGAGAGAAAUGACCAUGUUGCUCAAUGCCAAUGAGCCAUCAGUUCCUCUUGAGAAUACUCUAGUCCCUUUACUGUAACACAGGAUGCCUAGUUAGACUUCAUCACUGCACAUUGAGAUUUAGUUGUGUGUGCUUACAUGUAUGGAUAGAUUAUAGCAUCUCUGAUAUUUGUUAAUGCAAAAUCUUCCAAACCAUACCAGUGAGCCAGAGAAGGGAUUUUUGGAAAUGUGUCAUAUGUUUACAGUGCAUACUGUGCAUCAGUAUGUGUA
This is a messenger RNA of Chanos chanos (milkfish), 3193 nucleotides long. RefSeq names its product gamma-secretase activating protein (gene gsap). The transcript is spliced from 32 exons. Gene Ontology annotation, cellular component: trans-Golgi network. Bases 129 to 2699 code for a protein of 856 amino acids. Gene Ontology annotation, biological process: positive regulation of amyloid-beta formation. The record is from RefSeq and is a predicted model, not a curated record. Lineage: Eukaryota; Metazoa; Chordata; Actinopteri; Gonorynchiformes; Chanidae.